Messenger RNA from Argiope bruennichi, 1785 nucleotides. RefSeq names its product zinc finger protein Xfin-like. The record is from RefSeq and is a predicted model, not a curated record. Lineage: Eukaryota; Metazoa; Arthropoda; Arachnida; Araneae; Araneidae. Gene Ontology annotation, cellular component: nucleus. The transcript has 3 exons. Bases 1 to 1785 code for a protein of 594 amino acids. Gene Ontology annotation, molecular function: nucleic acid binding.
AUGUGCAAUAUAUGUAAGAAAAAAUUCUCUCGGAAAGCAGAUCUCGACCGACAUUACAGACUCCACACUGGCGAAAAUUCUUAUGUUUGUGAAAUAUGUGGAAAAUUAUUCAGUCAGCAAUCGAAUCUCAUCACUCAUUAUCUAUACAACACAGGAGAAAGACCUUUCGUGUGCAACGUCUGCAAUAAAGGUUUUGCUCAUAAGGUGAUCUUAAUACAGAUGUUACGAAGCAAACUGGAGAAAAACCUUAUAAAUGGUCGGUUUGUGAAAAGGCAUUCAGGACAAGCAGCCUUUGCAAUGCGCAUCGCAGGAGAGAACACAAGGCUAGUUCGCUGCAACAUAAGAGGCACUAAUUACACUCAAAUUUUAGAAAGUAAUGUGAUCCUUGUAUUGCAAGACAGAAAAUUCCUCGCUUUAACAAUAUUCAUGCAAAAAGGAGUACCACCUCACAUUGCUCAUUGCGUUACACAACUGCUUCACCAAACUUUUAGUGAGGAUCGUGUAGUUAGCAGAUGUUUCCCAAAUGCGUGGCCACCUCGUUCACCUAAUUUGAAUCCUAGCGAUUUCUGGCUGUGCGGAUAUUUAAAAGAUAGUGUCUACGAGGACAAACCUAACUCUGUUGAAAAAUUAAUGGCUCCUUACUUGUGUCCGUAUUGUCGCAGAAUGGUGACAUACAACGAUAAUCACCCUUGUUACAUUUAUAUGAUCGAAGACUAUGAAAACUCAUUACGGCAGCCUAACGAAUCAAAUGAAAGGAAUUCAAAAUACAACUAUGCCAAAUUUCCUUUAACUUUGAAUGACAGUUCAGGAAAUUUACCAAACGAAAAUGAAAGGUGUAAAUAUCUUAUGAAUGAUUUUGAAAUCACAUUUUCCGGAUCAGGUGGUACUGACAUUGAAAAUCAAAGAGGAUCAGAUGUAUCAGACCAGAUCUAUGCAACAACUGAUGACGAAUACAAAAUGUCUCUUGAAGAUAGCAAAUCUCGGUCUUUGAAUAAAGAUAAAAAGAAUUUUAUGGAUUAUUUAGAAUGUGUUAUCAGAAAUUCUUUUUCAGAUAAUAACAAUAUUUCCAGAACUGCGGAAUCGACUGCGAAUUUUGAUCUGCCACCAGGAUGUAACGAGCCGAAAAAUGGCAAAGUGCAAGUGUCGAAGGAUGUAAUUGAUGAACAUAUUUCACCUGGAAUGCACACUAAAGGUUACAAUAAUAAGAAGAAAAUUGCAACAGACUUGAAAGAACCUAUCUCUACCAAGGCGGAUGACCAUGCUGUGGCUGGUCCUUCCGGAUUCUGUUCUGGUAAGAAGAAAUUUCCGCAGAUCUUCAUUAAGAAAGAUACUCCUAAAACUAAUUAUCGAACACACACUGACGACAGGCCCUUUAUAUGCGUUAUAUGUAAUAAACAAUUCUCUAAGAAAUCAAAUCGUGACCAACAUUACAAAACGCAUACUGGCGAAACACCUUAUGUUUGUGAUGUAUGCGGAAGAAAAUUUUCCCAGAUAGGAAACCACAACACACAUUAUAGAACCCACACAGGCGAAAGACCUUUCGUGUGCGACUUCUGCAAUAAAGGUUUUGCUCAAAAGAUUCAUCUUAAGAAACAUGUUAGGACUCACACUGGAGAAAAGCCUUUUGUAUGUGAAGUUUGUAAUAAAGCCUUCGCUGAAAAGGGUACUCUUAAAGCACAUGCCCGUACCCAUUCUGGAGAAAAGCCUUACAAGUGUCCAAUUUGUGGAAAAGCUUUCACGACCAGCAGCGGUUGUAAUACGCAUCAGAGGAGCGCGCAUAAGUGA